AUGGCUCUGUUGGGGUUGAUCUUCAUUUUUGUGCUCCAGUUUGGGGUGGUCAACAGUCAAGAGAAGAUUUAUCGCAUCCUCCAACCUGAACAAGACGCCACCCUGCCCUGUGGCUCUCCGUCAUCCUCUGGACCUCUGCAGUGCUCUGGUAUUUCAUGGCUUUAUAACAGAGAUCCAUCAGAGACCGUUAUGGAGGCAAGCAGUGGGGAGGUGAAGCAGACGUCGUCCCGAGCCGACCGGCUGAGUUUGGACUCCAACUGUUCUUUGGUCAUGAAACGUGUCACUGCUGAGGAUGUUGGUCUCUACACGUGUCGACAGAAUUAUUCUGAUCCUUACGAUGUAAAUGUGUAUCUCAGUCUUUUUACUGUCUUUCCGACACUGACUCGCUCUGAUCCAUGGAGCCCCAUUGAAGUCAGAUUAGAGUGUUCUCUGUUGAGAUACAGAGGUUUGAGUUCCUGUCAACCAAACAGUCUCCGCUGGGUGAAUGAGACAGGAGCUGUGAUUACUGACGGUGUUACAGAGAGUUCCAGACAUGCAGACUGUUUCUCUGACCUGAAUGUGACGCAGCAGAUCGGCAACAUCGGGAAAUUCAGGUGCCAGUCUGUUAACGAGGAGAACAAUGUGGAGAUACAGGCCGACUACACACCUUUCCAAACACGAACACGGUGUAAGACAACCACUAAAGUUGACAUCGUCCUGCUAGUGGACGAUUCCGCGAGUAUCACCCAUGAAAACUUCAGAACCAUCCUCCGCUUCAUCGCUGGCAUAGCAGUAAAGUUUGACAUCGGCCCUGACAGAGUUCAGAUCGGUCUGACUCAGUACAGUACUAGACCAAGGAUCCAGUGGCACCUGAACACCCACAGAACCAAGGAAUCCCUGCUGAAUGGUGUUAACAAGCUGCAGCAAAUAGGAGGCUACACCUACACAGGAUGCGCUCUGACACACAUCCUGGAGAAUGACUUCCAACCCAACGUUGGGAUGCGAGAGGAUUCACAAAAAAUUGGUAUCCUCUUUACGGAUGGAAUGUCCCAGGACGACGUUAUCAUGCCGUCACAAAACCUGAGGGAUAAUGGCAUCGAGCUGUAUGCCAUCGGUGUGGGUGCUGCUUAUCUGAGGGAGUUGAAGUCCAUUGCCUCUGACCCACAUGACACUCACGUGUACUACGUCAGUGACUUUGAUGAUCUGCUGCACAUCUUCACCAAUUUCACUGACAACCUGUGUGACAGCAUCAAGGGUCCAGUACGCAGCAGUCAAACAGACUUCUAUCACUUCUCCCUACCUGAACAAGACGUCACCCUGCCCUGUGGUACUCCGUCCCCCUCUGGACCUCUCCCAUGCUCUGACAUGUCCUGGUUUUAUAGCAGAGCUUCAUCAGAGGCUUUUACUGAGGCCAACGAAGGAAAGGUUAAUCCCAGGUCCCUCCGAGCUGGUCGGCUGAGUUUGGACUCCGACUGUUCUUUGGUCAUCAGAUGUGUCACUGAUGAGGAUGUUGGUCUCUACACGUGUGGCCGUAAUUAUGAUGAUCGUUACAGCGUCAGAGUGUAUCUCAGUCUGUUUUUAAUCUCUCCAAAACUGACAGACUCUGAUCCAACGAGCAACAAUGAACUCCAGUUAGAGUGUUCUCUGUUCAGAUUCAGAGAUCUUCAUCUUUGUCCACCAUACCGUCUCCUCUGGGUGAAUGAGACAGGAGCUGAGAUUACUGACGGUGUCACAGAGACUUUCAGAGAUGAAGGCUGUUUCUCUGACCUGACUGUGACUCAUCAAAGCGGACACAACAAGACAUUCACCUGCCAGGUUGUUGAUGAGGAGAACAAUGUGGAGAUACAGGCCGACUACACACCUGUCUUCACAGCUUCAACAGACUGGUCUCCUCUCAGCUCCAUCAUGCUCGUUCUGCGUAUUUCAGCUCUUGUUUUGAUGAUCGUGAGCACUGUUUUGGUCUUCACCCUCAGAGGUAACAUCAAACCACGGUGUAAAGAAACCAGCGCGAGUUUAAAGUAACUCCUACGAUGUGUGACAUUUCUUCUGACUGAUGAAACCUCUGGGACGAUGGACUUUGCAGAGUUUGCUCUGUUGACUCUUGUUGUUUUGAAUCUCAUGUGUUGUGUUGUAUUUCACAGAUGCAUGAGGAUGUCAUUGAAGCCGACGAUGAAAAUGAUGAAGCAUUAGGUGCUGCUUCCAUCGAACUGCAACAACUUCCAGAUCAAGAUUAAGUCAAAAGAAAGUCAUAGCUUCUCUUCUGGCCCCCAGAAGAUUAUUGAAUUAAGAAAAUGUGAGGAAAAUGUUUAAUGGUAUUUACAGUGUCUUUUCAUUUUCAAAAUUCCUAAAGGAACCCUAAAAUUAACUGAGAUUUUUGUUGAUUUGUUUGAUGUUUGAACAGUUUCUCAAAAAUCCACCUGUCAGCCAUUAUUAGUAAAUAAGAAGCAUGAUAAACACACUCAUCAGUCCAUUCUUGAUUAGAACUGUUGAUUACGGCGUCAACCUCCCAAUUUCCCUGCCUGGAUAUCAAAAACAAAAGAGCUGUUUACUGCCUGUGUUUUUCACCAAUCAGGAUUAGACAUAUUUAACUCAAACCCAGUGAUGAACAACAUGACAAAUAUCUCAAUCGCCCCCUUGUGGCUGGCUGUGGUAUAGGUGGAAGGGACUGAAUUUUCUGCUGAUGUCUCUUGUUCCCUUUUUCAUGAGCUCUUUGAAAGUCUGUACCGCUCUCUCACCUAGACCGUUAGAUGAAGGAUGAUCAGGAACCGCUGUGUCUGAUUCCAUGUAGUGUUAUAAACUCUUUCAUUUGUUCACUGACAAAACACUGGGCGUUGUCAGACACGAUCGUCUCUGUGGGGCCAUGUGUGCUGAAACUGAUUCUAAGGUGGUUUACAGUCAUUUCUGAUGUAGCAGAGCUCACUGGGUUUACCUACAGCCACUUUGAGUGUGCAUCAACAGUUAACAAGAACAUUUUACCCAUUAAAGAUCCUCAGUAAUCAAUGUGGAGUCUUCUCCAAGUCUUCUCAGGCCACUCCAAAGUAGUCCACAUAGUGGAGCCUCUCUGUGCUCCUGGCGUGUGCUGCAUGACUUUACCUUGUUUUCCAUGUGGCUGUACAUUUGAGGCCAUGCGGCUCAUCCCAGGAUGCGCUUAAUGCAGCUGCUCCAUCAAAGAUACUCGUCCUGUCUCUGGUGGGACAAUGCCGGCUCCCCACAGCACACAUCCAUCCUGAACACUCAGGUCAUACUGUCUCUGUAAGGCAGAAAGUCUGUCCAGGUUAUUCUGCCAGCCUCUCAAGAUAAACUCACGUACCCUCCAAGGUUUUGGAUCUUUUGUUGUUUGCAGCUGGUCUGAUGUCAUUAGUGGGCUUUGCUCCUGAUCCAACAUUAGCACCAUUUCAUCAGAUGAUGGACCAUUAGGUGUCUCUGAAAGUGGGAGAUGACUGGUAGAGUCAGCAUUAUCUUUGUCUUUUCCUCCUCUGUAAAUGAUAACAUGUUGAUCUGCUCAGCAGUACAGCCCACCUCACUGCUUUCAUCUCAUUGGUUCUUUGUUGAUGAUGUCAUGCAUAGAGAAACGUCACCAAAAAGGCCAUGCUUUUGAGCUGUUAACAACCAGGCCACGCAUUCAAAGUGAACAAAUAAAACAUUCUUAUUUCUUUAGCUACAUUUGCAUCCUGAAAGCAGUGAAAUGUUGAGGCACAAAAAAAGUUUUACAACUCUCAGAGAAACAGCAGCAGGCAGGAAUUAAAAAUGCCUCCAUAGUCUGGACGAGCAGCUUCACACAACACCGGUCUGGUUCAGUCCAGUUUUGGCACAUUAACCUUUGAUUGUACCUGUGUUUCCCAGCUGUUGUCUGUCCAGUUUUGCUCAUCAUUACAAGAAAUCCAUCUGUUUUUAGAACUCAGUAGAGCUGGAUGUUUGGCUCCCGAAUGGCUCUUCAUUCAGUUUGUGGAUUAAAUAAUGACAGAAUGGAGGAAAGGAAACUGCAC
This is a messenger RNA of Cheilinus undulatus (humphead wrasse), 3965 nucleotides long. Its product is annotated as collagen alpha-1(XII) chain-like. Bases 1 to 2001 code for a protein of 666 amino acids. Gene Ontology annotation, biological process: endodermal cell differentiation. The transcript has 11 exons. NCBI's taxonomy places the organism in Eukaryota, Metazoa, Chordata, Actinopteri, Labriformes, Labridae. The record is from RefSeq and is a predicted model, not a curated record.